CUUGUUUUGAUCCAGGUGUAACCCAGAGUAAAUAAUGUUUCAGUGAGCUGUUUUCAAAUAUUUGCACAGUUAACGUGACACGCUGGUGUCUUAAGCAUUAAAUAUGGUCAUAUGAUCAUGUAAGGAAUUUGUUUUUAACAAAUUAAUUCAAGCGUGUUCUUAUUUUUCUGUGCAUAGAAACAAACCAAUAAUUUUAAUAGAACAUUAAAACCAUUAUCUGACAAGACUUUUAAAUGGGAGCAGCAUGCAAUUUAUGAUCAAUGGAAAAGUUCAUCAUUUGUUUUAAAUGUGCUCGAUCUAAAGGUCUGCCCCCUCUCAUGGUCAACUGACAGAGCCGUCACAUGUUUUGUCUAAUCUCAGCGUUCUCUAAACAGGCUCUCACUCAGCUUCAUUGUGCCCUUAUUUAGAAUCACAUUUCAUUCCAAAUUACAUCAAAUUCAGCAUACAAAUUGGGUUACAUCUGUACUUUCCAUUAAAUAAAUGACUGAAUAAUACUCUAAUUAUUACAUUUUCAUAGAAAAGCCUAAUCUGAUGUGAAUGAGACUAAUGGAGAAUCUCAGAUGUUUUGGUGUGCUGAUUGCAGGUGCUGUAAUUGUGCAUAAUGAACUGAAGGUGAUUCAGGAAGAACAACAGAUAGCAGUGUGGACUCUGUGAGUCUCAGUACUAGAGUCCCCAACUGUGAGAAGAACAGCGGUCAUCAUGAUAGACCUGAGCCACCUGAGCGAGGAGGAGCAGGAGAUGAUCAUGACAGUUUUAAAGAGGGAUGCUGAGUUGAAGAAAGCAGAGGAGGAAAGAGUCAAACAGCUGCAGAAAGCCGUCCCAGAGGAAGACAAACGCAAAUUUAUGACAGGAGAAUGGUUCUAUGAAGCAAAGUCACAGAGACACCAGGACAGGAUUCAUGGCUCUGAAAUCAUCAUGGCAUCGAUGAAGCAAAGGAAACCCUCAGUUGUUGAGUAUUUAACCAAGUCUUGGGGUGGCAGAUCCAGAAGCAUUAGCCUAAAGGAUAGUGAUGGCAUCAUGACGUCACCUAAAGUAACACAAGCUACUGAGUCCUCAGAGCAGCUAAAAGAGAGGGAAAAUGAUGACACAUUAGAAGUCUGUCAAGAAAAGCUAAACAUCGGCAUGAGAUCGCCAUCCAAGCCAAGGCACAACCCAUUUAACAGUGUUCCAGCAGAGCUUGAUUUUGAGGAAACUGAUAUCCACUUUACAUCAGGACCUGGUCUCAGGAAAUCAUUAGAACAAGGCUCUGAUUCACAAGCAAAACAUCAGGAAGCAAGUCAUGGUGAAGUUAAUAGUGAGGUCUUUAACACCCCACACAACAAACCUCCUGGUAUAAAGCCUGUGCCAAAGAAGAGGACCAAAAUCAACAAACUGCAGAGCUCUGUCUCAGACAGCACCAACUCUGUGUCCAGCCAGGGUGUGUCCACCACAGCAGGCUCAGGUAUCAGGUCUCCACCACCAAGAAGUAUCCCUAAACAUAGCUCCAAUGAGCCCACUCUCAAGAGCCAGCUGCGACAACCAGCAGUAUCCCUAAGCUAUGUUCGCAAAAACAGCAGUCAAGAAAAGGAUCCUGAAGAAUUUAGACUCUCUCUGGGUAGUACAGAAGGAUCAGGUAGCAAAACUGAAAACAAAGAGCAAUUUAGCUCUCCUUCACCACUGAAGUUGCCAAAGUCACGUUUACCAGUUAGAGCUGCAUCACAACUGAUAAACCCUCCACAAGGAUUACAAGAAAAGCCAAAAAUAAAACCACGUCUAAGUCUGAACUCUAUCACAAGAGCAGAUGAUGGCAAACAAGUGGAAGAACUUGUAAAACAAAGAAGAGAAACAAAUAGUUGCCUUCCUCAGACAUCAAGUAUGGAAUUAGAUCACCCAAACAUUUCUGGUGAAAUUAACCUUCCUCGUGAGAAUGCAAUGUUCACGUUGAUUGACAACUCUGAAAAGCCACUGGAUGAGAUCACUGGCCCUCAACCUACAAUGCACAAAUCUGGGAAUGUGGAAAAUCAUAUGAGUCUGUACCCAAAAUCAGAAACAAUAGGAACUGAAGAAAAUAUGAAGAAAACUGCUGUUGAUCAACAAUUUCCCAGAUCCCUCAACAUAACUGAUACAUUCAACAAGACAGAUGCCUCUACUGACUGUGAGACUGACAGCACCCCCCUUAUCUUCAAUAUAAAACAAAAUACUAAUAACUCAAAACAAGAAGAUGCCAAAAUGGAAGUCAUGACAGAUGAAUAUAUUUCCACACCUACUGAUGAACAAGGAGAUUCCAUUGCCAAAGUUCUUGAGUGGUUUAGCAGAAGCUCAGACAGCAGUGAUAGGCUUGAUGUAGAGAGCAAUGUCCAAGACAUGGAGGACGACACCAAGAUCGAUGACAUAGACUUUGAAGAUGACAUUGAUCAGAGAGCCAAACCAAGAGAUAAUGUGUACUUAAUCAUACCACGCCAAAGCGAAGAGGUUCCAUCAGAAGUCAAUACAAUAUUUCUACAACAGACAGAUUGGGGAAAGGAACAGAAUGUUGAUGAGCCUUCCCAGAAUUCUACAAAAGAACAGAGAAGAUAUGAAUCUGCUUCUUAUAAAGAACCUCUCAUUAAAAAACCUUCUAUUGACUCUGCUCUUACUGCAAACAGUGUGCCUCCAGAGAUCCCAGAGGUGAAUACCUAUGUAGGUGGGAAAAUGAGUCUAAAUGAGAACAAAAUCAAGAGAGAGGAAGAGACUAAAGUCAAACGUGAAAUCACAGACAUCAAGCAAACUCAAAAUCAGCCAAAAGAAAUAACAGGUGCUGAAGAGUACCAGCGACCAAAGAUUGCCAAUUUGAGAUCAUUCUGGGAGAAAGAAAACAUUGGUCCAAAGAUUUUGAUCGGCCAAUCUAGUGCACCUGCUAAAAAUGAAUACUUCAUCCCAAGUGAUAUUAGCAGAAAGCCAACUGAAGGUGUAGAGGAACAACAAAGAAGUGAGCAGAGCUUGAAAGUAACAUCUCCAGGACAUCAGAAACAAGAGAGAGUUGGAGAAGAUGUAGACCUUGAGCAUGUUGGAAGUGGUAACACCACCUAUGAACCUCAAGUACCCAUUUUUACAGAUGACUCAAAACCCCCAUUGAUAUAUGCCAAUCAGAAGACUGACCAAAUACAUGCAAGCUCUCCCUUAGAGAAAGAUAUUCCACAUUUAAAAUCAUCUUCGCCAUCCCUUGACAGUGGAUCCUUGCUUGUGGGUCAAAAUGGUGAUAGCAGAGGCACCAUUAGCAUCAACAGUAAUGAUGCAGAUCACACUCCUUCAAAAGAAUUGGAGGCAAAAUCAAGAACCGCACCAAGGAAAAAUCAAGUGCCUUUUGUUAAGCAGAAUUCCCAGCAAGAGAACAUGGCAGAGAGGAUCAAGCAACUCAAGUCCUUUUGGGAGAAAGAAUCUAAAACACCAGCAGCAGCUCAAAACAAAUCGACUACUACUGCUCGACUGAACCAAAGAUUUACAAAAUCUGAGUUUGAUCUCAGAACAAUAGGUACUGAUUAUGAUGAUUAUGAUGAUGAUGUUGAGGAUAGUACUUCUGCCAGAGGUAGACUGUCUCCCAGUUUCUUAGUGCAUCCACAACGGAAGGAUAAGCCAAGUGUGAUGGAUGGUAUGAGCACUUUACAGUUUAAGAACCUCCGUGACUUCUGGGGAGGAACACCUACAAAAUCUGGACAAAGGUCACCAGUUCUUGAAAGUGGAAAUCAGAGAUCCUUAAGUCCACAAAGCCAAAAUGAAAGAGCCAAUGUCAAAGACUUUGUAAAUGAAAGCCACAAUAGCAAAACAUCCUCACCAGCCAAAACCAGAGUAUUCCAGUCUGCCUCAAAGAAGAGGAUUAUGUCAAGACAGGAAUCUGGAUCAAAAACCGAUCAGUCGCACAUGGUCACAGGCGAAUCAUUCUCCCAUGGAGUAUCUCAUUUUCUUCAGCAACAGAAAGGCUAUCACACCUCUUUAGAAGCCACAAUGGUACCUAAACCUCAGGUUGGUCAAGAGUCACAACCUAAACAUGGUAGAAGAAAUAGCAAAGGCAGUCUAAACGGAAAAGCAAAUGCCAUGAGACGUGCCGCCAGCAUGUUUUCUGUGAACACUGCGGUUGAGGAGCAAAGCCAGGACUUAAAUCUUCAGUCCAAGAAGUCCCAGGGCCCCAAUCUGCAACAGGUUAAAAAGGCACCAGAAACUAGCACCACACAGUCCAGGAAAACACAGGAAGCUAUCUAUACCCUGCCAAAAACAUCCCCAGAAAUCUCUUGGAGAGACAGAGACAAAAACACUCAGAGAAGACCAUCACGUACCUCAGAGGAUUCUGACUCUCAACCUCUUGCUAGAUCCUUCAUUCCACGGGACUACCAGCAUUACCUUGGCAUCACAGAGGACAGAAAUAUGUACACUCCACCUCCAGUUACAGAUCAGGUUGACGAUUUUAUCUGCACUUCAUUUACGUCAUCUCCAGAGACACACCACAGCUGUAAAUGUUCCCCUGUGAAAACCAGUACUCCAGUACAGGGUUCCCCCGACCUACAAACCAGGAGAGGGAGCCUGGGAUGCCACUCAACUACACAAACUGAUGGAAAUGCCACUAAGGGGAAUUUAGGCCGUGAAAAUGAAAGUCCCAUUCAGAAAGCUUUGAGACGAGCUUCAUCUAGACCAGUGUUCCAUAAAAGCAUGGAAGACAUCAGCACUCUUCCUAGACAAGACCAAAAACAAACAAAUGACUACAUGCAGAGCAACUUUGAUGACUCUAGCACAAUUGUCCAAACUUCCUUUGCCACAUCAGACCCAGUACACCUGAAGCAGCUCAGUAAAUCAGUGCCUUCAUUCCUGCAAAAAGAAAGUGAUGGAGGAGAAAGUGACUCCGAGAGCAGUUCUCGCAGCGGUGUACCACAGUGGGAUAACAGACAAUUCACUGACCUCAGCAACUACUCUGGAUCCACCUCACUGUCAUCUGUUAGCGGCAGUGUUGUGAGUGUGUACAAUAGUGACUACAGCAGUGUUGACGUCCAAGGAAGCAUCCAGUUUUCACUAAACUAUGUGCACAAAAUGCGGGAGUUCCACAUCUUUGUUGUUCAGUGCCAGAAUCUAGCAGCAGUGGACACCAAGAGGAAUCGAUCUGACCCGUAUGUCAAGAGUUACCUCAUUCCUGAUCCCGCCAAUUUGGGAAAAAGAAAAACUGCUGUGAAGAAGAAAACAUUGAAUCCUUCAUACAAUGAGAUUCUUAGGUACAGAGUUCGAAUGGAGUACCUGAUGUCCCAGGUUCUCAACCUUUCAGCAUGGCACAAUGACACAUUUGGUCGUAACAGCUUCCUGGGUGAAAUAGAGCUUGACCUCUCCUCUUGGGAUUUUAAUGACACGGAGUGGAAACUUUUACCUCUUAAACCAAGGACCACAAACAGCCUCCAGCAAUCUGACUUGAGAGGACAGAUGAGACUGGCCGUACGUUUCCUGCCUCAGAUUUCCCAAUCAAAAAACACUCCUGGCUCUGGUGAGGUGCAUAUCUGGGUAAAAGACUGCAAGAAUCUCCCUCUUAUCAGAAGUCCAACUAUUGACCCAUAUGUAAAAUGCUUUGUACUCCCCGACACCAGCAAAAAGAGCCGUCAAAAGACUCGGGUGCUGAAGAGAACAGCCAACCCUGUAUUUAACCACACUAUGGUUUAUGAUGGCUUCAAAGCAGAGGACCUGAAAGAGGCUUGUGUGGAGCUUACUGUUUGGGACCGAGACCGACUAGCCAAUCACCUGCUCGGAGGCCUGAGACUCGGCAUGGGCACAGGCAAGAGUUAUGGAGUACAGGUGGACUGGAUGGACUCUACAGCAGAGGAAGUCACUUUAUGGAGGAGAAUGAUGGAAUCUCCCAAUGAAUGGGUGGAGGGCAUGUUGCCACUGAGGAUGGUAACAGCAGCCAAAAACACAUGGAAAUGAGAUUACAGGGACAUUUAUUAAAUCACAUCUUUCAAAUAAUAUUUGUCCAUAUAUAAUAUCUUGCAUUUGUUAUGAUUUAUAGUAUAAUAGAUUAGGUUUCUGUCACGUUAGGACUCUUUGGCACCCAUUAGACCUGACAUCAACAUGAGUACCGUUUCCAGAUAUAGUGAUAUUCUCUAGCUGGAUUUAUUUAUUGCCUUCAUUACUGUGUUGAGUAGGACUGAACAGAGAUCAGAUUGAAUUUAUUGCGCCAAUAACAUAUUACAUGAGAUCAUUUACCGAUUUCAAAAUGCUUUCCAUAAAAGUAAGCUAUAAGCAAUGUAUAAAGGUGAUUCUUGUCUAAUGUAAUCUGUUUUAAGAGGUUACAGAUUUAUAUAGCUAAUGAGAAUCCCUUAAAACAUCACAUAUAUUUUGAGUCUAAAGACCUUAUUAACUAUAGUAUAUGUUCAAGACUUAAAUAGUUUUGAUGAAGGUUGUUAAAUCAGUGCUGAAGAAGUUUAAGGAUACUAUUUGAGGGUAAAAAACUAAAAAACCAAAGCCAUGACAAAAUGAUUAAACCAGGAAAGGAGGGAAACAGAAUGUGUGUAUUGUAACAAACUGUGUGGGGGAAUAGAUUUGUUGCCAAAAAUGUGCAAAGUGGGUGACUGCUUUAUUUGUCAAAUACGCCUGUACUAACAUCAGUGCUCACAGUACUACAAGCAAAAUAAUGCAGGAUACUCCUAAUAAACAUGCCAAAAGCAAAUGAAUAAACAGAAAGUUGGUUCACCAUGA
Messenger RNA from Cyprinus carpio (common carp), 6681 nucleotides. RefSeq lists its product as uncharacterized. The record is from RefSeq and is a predicted model, not a curated record. Gene Ontology annotation, molecular function: neurexin family protein binding; small GTPase binding. Gene Ontology annotation, cellular component: exocytic vesicle; plasma membrane. Lineage: Eukaryota; Metazoa; Chordata; Actinopteri; Cypriniformes; Cyprinidae. Gene Ontology annotation, biological process: exocytosis; intracellular protein transport.